Protopolystoma xenopodis is the source of this 372-nucleotide messenger RNA. Lineage: Eukaryota; Metazoa; Platyhelminthes; Monogenea; Polystomatidea; Polystomatidae. The record is from the annotation of a GenBank genome assembly.
GUUGAAUUGAUUGCUUUAGCGGAAUCAAUUGGAGAUCACGAUUUACCGCCCCCAUCGAUUGUCACCAAGACGACUAGCUCGGGUCAUCUCUACUUGAUUAGAGUCCAGGCCUUCAUCGAGGGUAGCCGGCCCGUCCUGUACCCGCACGAAAUACCCACUGAUCGAGGUUGUUCUCGACGCGGUCACACUCUACAUGUUUGUCUGUCUGCAAGCUCAUUUUCCGCCUCUCCGCAUGUGUUGCGUGUAUUUUGUCGUUGGAAGGGCAGCCAGCCGAGGAUAACAUCCUUCGAAGCGCCCCUUCAGGAGGUGCCAAGAGUAGAUAGGAUCUCGGACGGACACCCUUCAUGUGGAAAUUUUGCGAGGAUGAAUUGA